AUGGACUUGGACACUGUUAUCAGAGCACACCACCCCGAGAGCGACCUCACACAGGAAGCCUUCGACGAGACGGACCAGGCAGCGCUAAAUCUACUGCGCUCACUGAGUACUAUGGCCAACCUGCAGCUCCCGAUGGGUGAGAGAGCUUCGACCGACCUAAGUAUGAGAUCAAAAGCAAGCAAGAGCCAAGAGAAUUACCAUACGGACUUGAGAGCGAAGGUUGAUGAGGUUGCGAAAUUAGGUGCUGACUUUGAACGACUCCAUAAAUUGAUGCGGUAUCUCCUCUCACCCUUCGUUAUCGCUGAGGAACGGCACUUUAGCUUGGGGACAGGACCAUAUCCUCUGUUCACGCUACCCCCAGGAGAUCCUGGCGAAUUGGCUAUAGGACGCUUGACAAUAUGGCGCCAGAUCUUGAAAACUCUUCCCGGCAUGUCCCAAACUCUCGAUGAUUGCUCGCAUGUUUCUCCGGACACAACAGCGGAGUCUUCAGGCCGGGGAGUGUUUGACGAAAGCCUUGGAAACCGCGUUAGCAGUGUCGUUGGAGCCAUUUUCAAAGAGUUUCGGCAUCUCAGCUGCGUUAGGAAGACGACGCACGAGAUCCGCUUGCACGUGUCAGACGAGCUGUACACGACACGUCCAGGCCGAGAGCACAACCUUGAUAUGUUCAUUUCCGGUUGCCCUGGAAGUAAUCUCAUUUGGCAGAGCGCUCAGUGCGGUGACUUUCCCGUCAAGGAUGUUGCUAAACAGUGCAUAUGUGAUAGCAUCAGUCGGGCAAUGCAUGGCAGACGGAAGCUUCACAUUCUGGUUGACCCCGAAGGAUUAUAUGAUGUGACAGACACGCUGCCCACCGUCCGUCUACAUCAUGACAGUUUUGACGGCACGCCGCUUAGCGAGCUGCUCCAGCAAAACCUCUUCAGGCCGAUCGACUUCCAGGCGUAUCAUGACAAGACGGCAGCGAGAAAGUUCAACUCUGGGAAAAAAGCUCAGGUGGCACUUGGGCUUUCGAGAUGCCUCAUGGACUUCUUUGACAAAGGCCUUGAACUGGCCUCACACAGCUGGAUCUCCGACAACGUGCACUUUCGGGAAGGCCCUACCAAUACGAAGGGGGGUAGAAGACACCUCCUGUACGUUUCGCUCCGGCCGAACCUUGAUCAGAAUGCCCCUUCCGACAUGGUCAAGAUGUUCAACAACGGGAGUCCAGUCGUGCUCUCAUUUGCAAAGCUGCUUUUGGAAGUCCUAUACGGCAAGGCCCUAAAGAUUCAGGUCAAACCAAAUGAGCAAGAUAACCUCUCAAGUUGGCUGGAGCUUGGAAGAAUCGUUCAAGACUUGCGUCGCGACCCAGAUGGUGGACCGUUUACCUCGAAAUACUUGGAGGUUGUGGAAAACUGCCUGAGCCUUUGGGCAACCCUAAGCAACGGCAAUGACCGUACGGAUCUCUCAGGCACCAUUGGAUUCAUGAGGAAGGCCAUAUACAAAAAGAUUGUCUACAAACUCGAGCUCAUAGCUGGUUCUGAGUCAACAAGCCGAGCCGGCUCAGAUGUCAUUGCCAGCCAUGAGCGAAGAAAACGGAAGAGCCAGGACUCUGUACUCAACGAGUCACCAGCAAAGAAACUGGCUCACUUACCUCGAGUUUCUUUCGUCUCUGGGUCCGUUGACUUGGUAAAUGGCCAGAGUCCAGCCGUUUCGCCUGGUGAUUCCGUCACGGCAGCUAAGCAAGGCGACGACGAACAAAUCACUGAUGAUGCUGACGCGGGCGUCCAUGGCCGGUCAUCCCUUUACGAUGAGCAGGUGGGAACUAGUGAACACGAACAGAAAGCGGCAGAGGAACACUUGAACACACUCAUAGACAGCAUGGGAGAGUACAUCAAGCCCCGUGCGAACGGUGCGCCGAAUGAGAAGCCGAUCAAGGUUGCCAUCAUUGACAGCGGAAUCGACGCGGACGAUAACUGGAUACGUGGUGCAAACCUCCGGAUUGGAGACAAGAGAAAUUGGACCAGUGGCCUGGUCGACGAUUGCGCCGAUGAAUGUGGCCACGGAACCCAUAUCGCAAGGCUGAUCUUGAAGAUUUCACCUGCUGCUGAGAUCUACAUUGCAAAAGUGUCUAAACGAAGGAAACUGGACCCAGAAGUCCCGGGGCAGGUUGCCCAGGCUAUCGAAUGGGCAGCCGGAGUGUGGAAAGUCGAUAUCAUAUCACUAUCCAUGGCGAUGGAUGGCGAGAACCCGACAAUAAGAAAAGCCCUUGACAAAGUAUUCAACCCCCCUCACGAUUGGCCGAAGAAAGUAGUGGUCAUGGCAGCAGCAUCAAACUGGGGGGGUAAUCGCCGUAUCGGGUUUCCAGCUUCUUACAAGGGAGUUAUCUGUGUCCACUCGACCGACGGGCAUGGCAAUCCUAGCAAUACAAACCCAACGGCUCAGAAGGGUAAGGACUUUGCCGUGUUAGGUAUGUCCAUCAAGUCAAGCGUCAAGGGGAAGGACAAGAAGAGGACCGAAAAGUACAUCUCCGGAACUUCUUACGCCACAGCCAUCGGUGUAGGAAUCGCGGCCAACGUUCUGGAGUUUGCUAAGGGGGACCCGACGCUGUGGGAUGAGGGGAAAGGGAAGCUCUGCUCGUCGUGGGGGAUGUCCUGCGUGUUUAGGAUCAUGACCAAGAAUAGAAUGCCCCCCCUCUCCCUCAUUCACAUCUCGCUCCAAUAUCUACAUCAGGUACCAGAGACACUGACGAUGGUGGGUCUCAAUGGCAAUACACUCGAUCCGGAAGCCACGGCGAAUGUGUCCAAGGAUGCUAAGGACUUCAACUUUAUUUACGUCCAAGGCCACAACGACCUGCAAGUUGAAGAAAAACAGAAGCUGGCUGAGCUGAAAGUCGAGAUCCAAGACUACCAUCCAGAGCUCAAGAGCACUAUCACCCUGAAACACUUGGUUAAGGGCCAAGAGGAUCAGACAGAAUAUGGAGUUGAUGUCAUUCUCCAUGACCGUCCCAACGUCAGUACGGCCUUGUUGGCGCCAUACGUUGCCGAAAAGGCCGAGGUUGAUAUAAAAGAGCUGGAAAUUGGCUCCAAGAAGAUCAGGCUCACGCUCCACCAAGACAGACUCGACGACGUGGUUAGCCUUGAUAGUGUCAACAGGAUCGAGGAAGUGCGACCCAAAACCGUCUACAACAACCAUGCUCGUGAGAUCCUCAGGGCCGAUGACAUAGCCACGGCCUCCAGAUAUACCGGCGCUGGCCAGAUCAUCUGUGUGGCCGAUACGGGCUUUGACCAGGGCAAAGCCGAUCACGACAAAGUCCACCCAGCCUUUGUAGGCCGAGUGAAACAUCUCAAGUCCUGGUGGCUUCCAGAUGAUGCCAAAGAUCCCGACGGUCAUGGAACUCACGUUUGCGGGUCCAUCUCCGGAAGCGGCAUCUACACAGCUACUUCAAGUAAAGGCGAGGCGCUUCACAUCAAGGGAACUGCCCCUGGUGCGCUCCUGAUGGUUCAGGCCAUGUCGAAAUGGAACCCCAGUUGGAAGAAGUGGAUUCUCAAGCCGCCCAUGGAGAUAUACAACCUUUUUGUCGAGGCAUACGAACAAGGGGUUCGGAUUCACAACAACUCUUGGGGCGACACUUGGGACAAGGUGACAGGCCAGCGUGACUACACUGACGACGCGACCGCCAUCGACAAGUUUGUCCACGAACAUCAAGACUUUGUUGUGCUCAUUGCGGCAGGCAAUGAUGCAGAUGAAGAGAACCACGGGGAGAGCCAGAUCGGCGACAAUGGCGCAGCCAAGAACUGCAUCACCGUUGGUGCCACUGGCUCGACGCGAGCCAAUGACUCAUAUAAGCACAAGCUCGGGUCUCCAGGGCAUUUGAGGCCCACGGAUACGGCCCAUUUUAGCCGCAGAGGCCCUACAAAGUGUUCCAAGAACUGCAAGUGCGAAAACGUCAUUGGCCGCAUCAAGCCAGACGUCGUAGCACCAGGCGUUGCCAUACUCUCGGCGGGAUCACGCUCGACUACAGCCAAUCAACGCUCUCUAUUCAAGAGACGUUUUGGAAAUUCGCAGGACGAGGACUGGUUCUUCAUGUCUGGUACCAGCAUGGCCACACCCUUGGUAGCUGGCUGCGUGGCGCUCAUGCGCGAAGCAUUACAGAAGAUAGGGAAGUAUCAUCCCAGCGCGGCGUUGAUCAAGGCUUUGCUGGUAAACGGGGUUGUUGACUACUCUAGCCCUGAUGGACCCGGCUUUAACUACGAGCAAGGCUUUGGGUUGGUUGACGUCGACACGUCCAUCGACAUGAUUGAGAAAGAAACCGGUCGCCAUCGGCUUGCUGUCACGUUGGCAUACCCUGACCUGGCACAUGCCCUUCUGCAGAACCAGGUAAAUCUCAUUGUGCGUGCUGGCGGAGAAGAGAGGCACGGCAACAUGGGAGCCGAUCAGGGUUUUGACAAAACCAACAAUGUGGAAAAGGUAAUCUGGGGCAACGUGCCUGGAACAACGGCCGUGAUUAUCGUGCGUGAGGCUGGUUUUACCAAGCUGAAUUCAGAACAGUCAUUUGCGGUCGCAUGGGAUAUUUCGGCAUUAUAA
This is a messenger RNA of Fusarium keratoplasticum, 4557 nucleotides long. Its product is annotated as Peptidase-S8 domain-containing protein. The transcript is spliced from 7 exons. The coding region runs from base 1 to 4557 and encodes 1518 amino acids. The record is from RefSeq and is a predicted model, not a curated record. Gene Ontology annotation, molecular function: serine-type endopeptidase activity. NCBI's taxonomy places the organism in Eukaryota, Fungi, Ascomycota, Sordariomycetes, Hypocreales, Nectriaceae. Gene Ontology annotation, biological process: proteolysis.